AUGCUGUGUUGUACUGGCGCAAUUCUUCAGAAAUUCCUGAAGACUUUCCGAGUGAUGUACAUAUUAGGUUAUAUCCCACGUGAUAACCGUCUAUAUCUCGGUGAUAAAGAACUCAAUGUUGUGAGUUACUCGUUGUUAUUAUCGGUGUUAGAAUACCAAACUGCUGUCAUGAGGAGAGAUUUUGAAACCGCUGAUAAAGUUUUACCCACAGUUCCACGAGAACAGAGGACAAGAGUUGCACACUUCUUAGAAAAACAGGACUUCAAAUCGCAAGCAUUGGCUGUUACCAUGGAUAUGGAUCAUAAAUUUGAAUUAGCCAUGCAGCUAAAGGAUAUCAAAAUAGCUUAUCAGGUUGCCAAGACGAUAGAGAGUGAAGAGAAAUGGAAACAAUUGUCAGAGUUGGCGACGUCUAAAUGUGAAUUUAAACUAGCAGCUGAAUGUUUACAUAAUGCACAGGAUUAUGGUGGACUGUUGCUAUUAGCAACAUGUACUGGAGAUGAAACUAUGGUAGAAAAUAUUGCGCAAUCGUCAGAUGAAAGCAAUAAAAGCAAUAUUUCAUUUGUAUCAAAUUUGCUGCUUGGGAGAGUUGAGGAAUGUAUUGAUAUCUUAGUUAAAACCGGCCGUGUUCCUGAAGCGGCUUUCUUUGCAAGAACAUACAUGCCAAGCAAGAUGGCUCAAAUUGUUAGUUUGUGGAAAGAGAAUUUAGGUAAAUUUGAUAAGAAGAAAUCGGAAGCCCUUGCCGAUCCAGAAAAAUAUGAAAACCUGUUUGUUGGUUUGAAAGAAGCAUACUAUGGUGAAAAGUUUGUCAAGAAAACUGAGAAGAAAUAUUUGGCAUCAGAAUACCCAAAUGUAAUGGUGCCAUGUGAGCGUAAUAUUAUGUCGGAGUUACAGCAAGCUUUGGAAGAUGGGUUAGUGAGCAUUGAUGAAGAAACAAAGGAUGUGAAGGUCACCAUGGUAACAAAAGAACCAUCUCCAGUCAGUGAAAACAUGCAGAAUGAUGAAGAAUCCAGGGAAACAAAACCUAGAUCUGACACUGAUGUUUCGUUAGAUUUGGAUAUGGAUAAUGUGAAUUAUGAUGAUAUCACAGAUAUUGAUUUUAAUAUUGAUGAUGACAUCCUAACUGAUUGA
This is a messenger RNA of Saccoglossus kowalevskii, 1128 nucleotides long. Its product is annotated as coatomer subunit beta'-like. The record is from RefSeq and is a predicted model, not a curated record. Gene Ontology annotation, cellular component: COPI vesicle coat. Gene Ontology annotation, molecular function: structural molecule activity; protein binding. Lineage: Eukaryota; Metazoa; Hemichordata; Enteropneusta; Harrimaniidae. Gene Ontology annotation, biological process: retrograde vesicle-mediated transport, Golgi to endoplasmic reticulum; intra-Golgi vesicle-mediated transport; intracellular protein transport.